AUGCAAACUCCAGAACACGUUGACCAAGCCAUCACUGAACUCACAACAAAAAUAGCUGCCCUCGUUAGCAGUAACACCCAUGUUAUCAAACCAAAAGAUCAAACCCGCAACCUGCCCAUCAACAUCCUAAACGCAAUCCACAAAAAACGUAAAGUGAGAAAAAACUGGCAACAUACAAGAAAUCCAGAUGUGAAGCGCUACUCAACAGACAAAAAGCCCUAG
Messenger RNA from Macrosiphum euphorbiae (potato aphid), 222 nucleotides. Lineage: Eukaryota; Metazoa; Arthropoda; Insecta; Hemiptera; Aphididae. The record is from the annotation of a GenBank genome assembly.